Molecule: messenger RNA, 4182 nt
Organism: Candoia aspera
Lineage: Eukaryota; Metazoa; Chordata; Lepidosauria; Squamata; Candoiidae
Gene: NWD1
Product: NACHT and WD repeat domain containing 1
Exons: 16
Coding region: 1-4182 (1393 amino acids)
Molecular function (GO): protein binding
Source: RefSeq, a predicted model, not a curated record
AUGGCAGCAGAAAGGGAAGCCUUGAUGGAGAUGGCAUAUCCAGAAGUGCAAGUCUUCUGCCAGAAGCAUGGCUUGAUGUUUGAGGUAAUUGAUUUAAGAUGGGGCACCUCUGAUCACAUGGGCACUGGCCAUACACCUUCUCAACCCUUCUUGGAAGAAAUCAAACGCUGCCAGACACUUUCAGUGGGUUCCAGUUUCAUUGCACUGCUUGGAAACGAUUAUGGCCGCUGCCCCACUCCUCUGACCAUUGGGGAACUGGAAUUUGAGGUCCUUAGAACGCAACUUCUGGAAGAGCCCAAGACCUUGCAGCUUCUGGCCCAAUGGUACCUGAAGGAUGAGAAUGCCAUCCCUCCUGUGUAUGUUCUGCAGCAAUCAUCUCAGGCAAACCCAGAUGGCCUGGAGGAAAACUUGCUCUUGGUCCUCCGUAAGGCAGCCUGCCAAGCAGAAAAGCGUGGGCUCAUCAGCAAGGAGCAAUUGCAGAAUUACCACAAAUCAGAGAUACAUCAGGAAAUUGAGGCUGGCCUCUUCAGAUCAGGUGAAUGUGAUGGCCAAGGUACCACUGUAUUCUUCACAGAAGUGGACAUGCCCACAUCAGAUAGAGUGGACUCACUGUUGGGCGCAGAUGAAGUUGGUGGUAAGCUGCACCCUGAAGAACCACAACAGUUAGCAGAUCUGAAGGCAAACAUUGUAAGCAAGUAUCAUGAGCUGAUCAAAGUUCACAGGGUUCCACAUAAGGUGGAACCCAGCACUGUCCGGCAGAAGCCCCGGCCCAAGUAUUUGAAGGAUCUCUGUGACCAGUUUAUUGCUGCCACCAACCAUCAUGUGCUCAGGAGCCUGAGAUUCCAAGAAAGCAAUCUUGGGAAGCCACCUGAGCUGAUUCAAGAGCUCACUCAUCACAUGGUCCUUGGUCAAGAACACAGCCAGGCUUUCUGCUGGCAUCAGGACCUGCUGGAUCACAUUUGUCAGCAUAUUAAACAGAACCACCAUCAAACCCACUCCCCACUUGUCAUCUGUGGGCCAUCAGGAUGUGGCAAAACAGCCCUGUUGUGCCAUCUGAGUGAGGCCAUUCGAGCCACCCUGGGUCAGGAAACAGUGGUGAUACUUCGUUUGCUGGGAAUCUCACAGGCCAGUUCUACAUUAAAUAGCCUUCUCCACAGCCUCUGCCUACAAGUUUGCUUAGCCAUGGGCUUCCCUUAUACCAAGGCAGUUGGCAAUCCAGUUCUGCUCUUCCACAGUCUGCUCUACUUAGCUUCUUGCCAGGGCACACGGCCACUUGUCCUGCUCCUUGAUUCUGUGGAGCAGGUACGCAUACCUAGAAAUGCUCACAGAGCUUUCUGGUUGCCAAAAAUCUGUCCUCCAAAGAUGCACCUGAUUCUUACUGUGCUGCAGAAGGAAAGUGAAGUUCUGCAGAAGAUCGUGGUGGCUCCAGAGGAUUGUCUUGAGAUGGAGCCUCUUUCUCAAGAACAAGUGGGGGUGAUUCUCUCCAAGACUUUGUUAUCCACAGGGCGUACGCUAAAGCCCACCCAGCAGGAGCUGUUCCUGCAAAGCUUUGCAAAAGGUGGGCAUGCUCUGCCACUUGCCCUGGCCAUCAGACAGGCGCAGCAUUGGACUUCAUACAUUCUACUUGCAGCACCAGCAAUUUUGUCUACAGCCUUGGAGUCUGCGCAUUGCUUGUGCGAUCACCUAGAGGUGGUGCAUGGAUCUGUCUUAGUAGCACAUGUACUUGGCUAUCUUACCUGUGCCCGAUACGGGCUCUCAGAAGCAGAGCAAAAAGAUAUUUUGUCCCUUGAUAAUGAGGUUCUCACUGAGAUUUAUUGGCUCCAUCCUCCUCCAAGCAAAGUGGUCCUCCGCUUUCCACCCCUGCGAUGGGCUCAGUUAUACCAGGACUUGGCCCAGUGGCUGGAGGAGCGGUGGGCAGAUGGCUUUGUGCUGAUGGCUUUUGCUCACAGGGAGUUGGCUGCGGCUGUGGAACAGCGCUACUUGUCCUUGCCAGAGGAAAGGAUCAAGCAUCACCUGCUCCUGGCAGAUUUCUUCAGGGGGACGUGGAGCUGGGGCAUGAAGAAACCCAUCCAGCUGCCAUCCUCCAACAAGCCUGUGAGCUUUGAUAGGAAGGUGACUCCUCAGCCUCUUUGGUUCUCCAGCACACUUGCAAACCAGAGGAAGUUGAGCGAACUGCCCUUCCAUUUACUGCAGGCAGGUCUGUUUGAGGAGCUGCAGAGAGAUGUUUUGGGGAACAUGAACUGGAUCAUCUGCAGAGCUACUUCCACUGGCAUAGAGAGCUUGAUUGCUGACUUUGCCAUGUGCCUUGCCCAUAUCAACUGUCCAGAGCUGCGUCUCCUGCAAGAGACUCUCCUGCUCCUGCAGCCUAUUGUGGAUAGCACACAGAUCCAUGGAGAAGCAAGCAUGAUCUACAUGGAGAUGUUGGCACGGCUGUUUUUCCUCAGGCCAUCCUACCCAGAGAUCAUUGGGAACGUGUGCAAGCAGUGUGAGAGCUGGUUUGGUGCUUGGCCCCAUCCGGUCCUCAUUCCUCGCUCUGGAUUCUUCUAUCCACCUGGAGGACCUCUGUACAAAACACUACCUGGAUUCCCUAAAGGAACUUCAGCGCUAGAAUUCAGCCUUGACCACAAGUUGCUUCUGGCUGGUUCUCUGGAUGGCUCUAUGAUUGUAUGGGACAUGGAAGAUUUUACCGUGCGACAUGUCCUAACAGGACACUCUGCUGAAGUGAAAUGUGUGAAACUAUUUGGAAAGGGGACCCGUGUUGCCUCGGUGGCCAUGGAUCGCACACUGCGCUUGUGGUGUCUGAAUUCUGUCAGGGAAGAAUUCUCUAUCCACAAUGUUCACACUAGAAUGCUGAGGUGUUUCCAGCUUCACAUUGAUGAAAAGAACCAGAUGAUAUACUGGGCAUCAGGUUUGGAGGUCAGCGCUUGGCAUCUGGAGACAGCUGUGCCCAUUUUCCAGAUCUCUGCUGAAUCCCCAGACCAGUGGCUCUGUGGAACUGUGUUUGCACCAAGGCUGGUGGUUGUGACGGUAUCCAAGAGGGGUGUCUUCUGCUUGUGGGACAGCAUCAGUGGACAGCUCCAUUCCAAGCAGGAACUGAUAGGGCUGGGAGAAGAGACACCAACAUGCAGUGUAUUGCUCCACACCCUGGGCAGGAUGGUGGCUGGUUUCAGCGAGGGCUCUCUCUUGAUGAUCUCCUCUGAUGGACACAGCCUGCUGGAAAAGCUCCCAGAAGGGAUCUGCUUUGUAGUGCUUUCAGAAGACGAAUCUCUCCUGGCAACAGGGAAGGAGUAUGAUAAAUUGGAUGUAUCGGCUCCAGUCCAAUGCCUGGAAGUGGCUGAGCAGAGGAAUCUUCUCUUUGUUGGACUGGCUUCUGGAACAGUGCUGGUGUUUCCCUUGGAUUCCAGGCAAGAUGUUGGCUGCAUCCCCCCUGCGGAGAACCAAAAACCUGUCUGCAACUUGGCACUCACUCAGAAUGAAGAUCAGCUGGCAGCUGCCUGUGAUGAUCUUGUGCAGGUACUGGAUCUGCAUCAGGAAGAAACAGGCCUCUUGAUUGACCGACCGGCUUAUACCUUUUACACACAGAUCCCUGGUGCAACAAUUUCUACUGUGGCUCUUCUGUCUGGAUACCGGGUGCUCUAUGGAAUGACCAAUGGGGAGCUUUUUAUGUACUACUGCUUGGAGGCCCAUGUGUUCCCACUAGAAGCCCAUGGCAACUGCAUCACCUGCCUGAAGACCAGCCAUGGAGAGAAAUGGCUGCUGAGUGGUUCAGCAGAUUCACUGCAAUGUCUCUGGGAUGUGCAGCUCUGCUCCUGGGAACACCAGAUGUUUUUCCAGAAGGAUGACCACUACCUGUUCACCAGCUCUUUGGAUCAGUGUGUUACAGUGUGGGAUGUCUCACGGGGGGCCCUCUUAGCGGUUCAAUUUGUGCAUGCAAAAAUCACCAGGAUGGUGUCAACAGCUGACGGCUUUGCUGCUACGACACAACUUGGCUACCUCAUGCGGGAGAGAUUCCGCUGCCCCCAGGCCAUCAGCCCUCGCCCUGGUCUGCUCAGCAGUGUUAAAGCAACGCAUAGAGUGAAAUCUCGGCCAAAAGAGAGACAGGAUCCAGAAGAGACUCAGGGCAAUCCGGGAAGCAGCCAGAGCUGUACCAACAAGCUCUCACAAAUUUGUAGGAUUGUGUAA